Molecule: messenger RNA, 1643 nt
Organism: Engraulis encrasicolus (European anchovy)
Lineage: Eukaryota; Metazoa; Chordata; Actinopteri; Clupeiformes; Engraulidae
Exons: 12
Coding region: 1-1332 (443 amino acids)
Source: RefSeq, a predicted model, not a curated record
AUGGCCGUCCGCUGGGAAAACAGCGGCGUCAGCCAACGCUUUGACCACGUGGGCGCCGCGGCAGCCCUUUGUUGUGUACAGAUCGGCUUUAGUUUGCUACAUUUCAUUCCUGCGGUGUUUAUCGGUUCCAUCGUGCUGUGUGCUGAUGAAUGGACAGCAACCAUUCCCAAGUCUGUAAUUGCACUGGAAGGAUCCUGUGUUGUGAUUCCCUGCACAUAUGAUCACCCUGCUAGCUUAAAUAGCUUAUCCAACUAUGCAGUUUGGUACCAGCAGCCUGUAGGAGACGAAAUCCGGCGGAAACCGACUGCUCCUGUGGUUUACCAUGAUGGCGACUCAUAUAAAGUUGACGAAAAUUUCAAAGAUCGCACACUACUGCCUGGACGACGUGACAACGAGAAGAAUUGCUCACUUCAGAUAAACCAUGUAACAAAAAACGAUGCUACUAAUUUAUAUGUCUUCCGAAUCGAGUUCAACCAUGACAAAGACAAAUAUUCCUUCAUUAAGAAAGCAGCAAGUAUUUCUGUGAAAGCGGAGGCUGAGCGUCCAGUGGUGAAAUGGGUGAGGCACGGAGAAGAUAGGGUAAAUGUUUCCUGUUCCGUGGUCCAUUCUUGCCCCUCUCACCCUCCCGCCUUUACCUGGAGCAUCACCGGCGACAUGAUCGACGACAGCCAAUCAGAGGAGCUGAAGGAUGGGCAACACAAGCUGACCUCCCGCAGGAGAAUCCGCAUCGGCGAUGCAAAACAACCAAUCACGUGCACCGUUCAUCACCACGGCGGGAAGACAGUCAGCACAUCCUUAACCAUUGCGGAAUCAUUAGGUAACCAGGGUCAUGAAGGACCUCGGUUUCACACAACAAAUGUGCCUGACACAAGAAACGAACAAGGCCAAGAUGUAGAUUCGGUUCACACAACAGAAGUAGCAACAACCCCUGUUGAAACGACACCUACAGAGUCUGACACAACCCAGACUACAGGAACAGAUAUUGGGAUUACGGUUGUAGUACCUGUGGUGGCCACACUGGCUAUGGGCACUGCUAUACUGGUGAGCCUCUUACUCUAUAGGAAAUACAAGAAAAAACAACCUGCACAGAGUGACCUAUAUUUAGAUACGGUCCCAGGUCAGGACCAGAGUCCUAAGCUGGAGAUGCCAGAUGAGGCAGAGGAGGUGUAUGCCAACUGUGAGGAGAUGAAGAUGAAGACUCACAAACAUCUUGAUGAUGAAGAUAUUUAUGCCAAUACAGAGUUCCUGCAGGAACAGGGGUUAACAAUGGCGGUGAUUCAGGGCCUUGGAGCAGCUAAAGACCUGGAUGACGACAUUUAUGCCAACAUGUAGCAAAGAAAGAAAUUGUAAGAGAAAAGAAAUUAAAAUGUACAGAACGUCAGCUUAGCCCAGAGACAGGGUAAAUGAUCAAGUAAAUCAUAUUAUGCGCACAGUCCAUUCAGCUGUAUUACAGUAACACGUUGAGUAGGGCCAAAUAAACUCAAUUAGCACUCACUCAGCACAGAGAGUCGAAUGUAGCACUUUUCUACAGAGUCUUGAUUGAUUGAUUGUUUGUUUAUUGACAUCACAUUGGCUUCCCCCUUAGAGGAGCACUUCCUCCUGUGGUCAAACAAUUCCUUCAAGUUUUUACAUAGACAUACUCU